AUGAAACACAACAACAACGUCAGAUUACUCGCCGUCCUCACGGACUCAGAAACGGACGAAAAAAGUGAAUAUCGCUUCCUCGUCGAUGACACCCACGUAAGAUACGUCACUCUGGACGGCGGUCUCAUCCCCCCUAAAGACCGCACCUACGAACCCAUCCUCCUCCCACAGCUCCCCGUCUUUCCACCUGGAGACUGGAACGAAGGUCGGGUGGGUAAAGAUGGACACACAGGGAAGCCAUUCUUUUGCGAGACAAGAAGGAGCAGUUUGCCAGGGAUUGGAAAUGUUUGGCAUGAUACCAUGAUCGAUCAUCUCGAGCUGAGACAGCUUGAGCGUGUAAGGCAGACAGUUUCAAGGGUGAUGCACCCUAAAUUUAAGAAACCUGUGUUGGCCAAGUUCGCGCAGUUUCCUUGGGAGAUUCCUUACUUUGCUGCCGAGACAACUUCCUACGAGUGGAUUCACGGCCGGGGCAUCGGACCCGAGUUUCUGGGCCAUAUCCAUGAGAAUGGAAGAGUCAUUGGCUUUCUAGUCGAGGAAGUCCGAGGUGCAAGGACCGCUGAGCCUGAAGACUUGGCUGCUUGCCAACAUAGUCUGCGCAAGCUGCACGACUUGGGAAUCUUGCACGGAGAUAUCAACAAACACAAUUUCCUCAUCGGAGCCGAUGGUGAAGCUGUCCUAGUGGACUUCGAAACAGCGCACAAGUGCUCAGAUCCAGAGCUACUCGACGAAGAGUACAGGCAUGUGAAAGAAAGAUUGGAGGAUACAUCAGGACGUGGAGGAGCAGGAAUUUCAAGUGAUUCAAGUUUCUCGGAUUGA
Molecule: messenger RNA, 816 nt
Organism: Fusarium coffeatum
Lineage: Eukaryota; Fungi; Ascomycota; Sordariomycetes; Hypocreales; Nectriaceae
Exons: 1
Coding region: 1-816 (271 amino acids)
Source: RefSeq, a predicted model, not a curated record